Molecule: messenger RNA, 1968 nt
Organism: Pseudocercospora fijiensis CIRAD86
Lineage: Eukaryota; Fungi; Ascomycota; Dothideomycetes; Mycosphaerellales; Mycosphaerellaceae
Exons: 4
Coding region: 1-1968 (655 amino acids)
Biological process (GO): sodium ion transmembrane transport
Cellular component (GO): membrane
Source: RefSeq, a predicted model, not a curated record
AUGCAAUCCAUCCGGAGAGCGAUCAAUGUCGUAGCCCCUCCGCCGCCCACGUCCAACGAUGGCCGCGACCAAUGGCCGUCGCGAGCAGCUUUCCUCCUGGCCGCCAUGGGAGGCUGUGCGGGACAGGGCAAUCUUCUCCGCUAUCCGUCCGUCGUGUACAACAACCACGGCCUCCAAUGGUUCAUCCCAUACCUCCUGGCCGUAUUCCUGAUCGCCAUUCCCGCUCUCGUGCUGGAGGUCUGCAUUGGACAAGCGUACCGCGGCGGCCCCAUGAUCGCCUUCAAUGCCAUCGACAGGCGCCUUCGUGGUGUUGGCAUCGGUCCGGUGUUUGUCAGCUUCGUCGUCGUGCACUACUUUACCGUCAACCUGGCCUGGAUCAUGUCCUACUUUCGCCACUCUUUCACAAGUCCAUUGCCGUGGGAAGGCCGAAUCACCGACUUCUACGACAACCAGGUUGUUGCGAACCCGCCGCCCAUCUCCGGGAGCAUCGACAACGGCGACGUGACAUACACGCACUAUCCCCAUGUCGCCUUGAUCGGCGAGACUGUGGCAUGGAGUGUUUUCGUCUGGUUCUUGAUGUGGAUCUCCAUCGUAAGAGGAGUUGGACUGACGGGACGCGUGGUUUACUUUUCCAUGGGCAUUCCGAUUGUGACCACCGUCAUCUUCGUCGCUCGAGCCGUCUCACUGGAGAACGCGAGUGAGGGUAUUGGGCUCCUGUGGAGAACGUGGAGAGCGGAUCAGCUGGCUUCAGGCACAGUAUGGCAGACUGCCGUCGGCCAAGUUUUCUUCUCGACAGGCAUCGGCUUUGGCUACUUCACGAGUUACGCAUCCUACAAUCAGAAGUACUCGAAUGCUGUCAUGGAUUCCAUCCUCAUCUGCGGAAGCAAUCUUCUAUUUGAGAACCUCGCAGCCUUUGCAGUGUUCGGCGUCGUUGGUUUCCUCCGCCUCUGGCCUCAAGACGGAGAGCGCCUGGGUGCGUUCGUGGUUGGCUUCUACACGCUUCCAGAGGCUGUGCUUCAAAUGCCUGGAGCCAACUUCUGGGCAUUCCUGCUAUUCUUCACCUUGAUCGUCCUCGGGUACAGCUCAGCCUUCGUGAUGCUGGAUGUCGUGGCCACGAUGAUAUGCGAUGCCAAUACUCGUGUCUCUCGUGCGUGCGUGGUCACUGGCCUGACGAUCGGCGCCUUUCUGCUCUGUCUGCCAUACUGCACUGAAUUUGGAUAUUAUCUCCUAGAUGGCGUGGAUAGGUGGGUGAACAAUGUGGCACUCAUUUUCGUUGUCUUUGCAGAAGUCGUCGGCAGUACUACAAUCUAUCGGUGGGCCGACGUUGUCGCGGAAACUGGCCUGCCUGCAUUCUGCAUCUACAACUUCGCGUAUUUUGGUGGGUUGCUCGUCGGGAUUACCAUCGCUCAUGGUACGGGCAUAGCUGCGGCUGGUGUUGGAGCGGGCUUCGGACUGUACGUGGUGUGCUCACUGCUGGCUGUUGCUAUGGCUAGGACACCGAGCACACCAGCUGCUCGAUCCUGGAAGCGGAAUGUCUUUGCCGCUCGCUUCUGGUACCUGGCCUUUUAUUCCGGCAAUCAACUGAGGCGUGACCUCAAUCUCGUCGUAGGCCGCGGAAAGAACUGGAAGAUACCCGUAUUCUGGCCAGUGCUUCUGCGCUAUAUCUCGGGCCCCGUGCUCGCGAUCAUCUUCAGCUUCGCCUUUCCAGAGUUUCACCGCCUACGAUACGAUCCUAUGAUGAUCACUGGAUUCAUUCUGUCCAUGCUUGGCCUCUCCGCGAUCGUCUUUGGCUGCGUCUUCCCGAGAUAUAUGAGCCCGCUCUUGCACGUGGAGAGAAGAGAGGACUCUGCAAAGACAACAAUUGCAAACGAGCCAGCUUUCACCGAAAAUGAAGUGCACGAGAUCAACAGCACUAACGCCGACGCUGGAAAGGAAGCCGAAGCCGUCGAGAGCAAAGGUGCGGCGUAG